AACAUCACAAACCUGAGUGGAAAGCCACGCCCAGGAUUGGGUCACUGAAUAACAUUCAACAUAAGCCUGGUGGUGGAGACGUGAGGAUAAAAUCUGAAAAACUUACCUUUCGAGAAAAGGCCGCACCUCGUGUUGGAUCUGACAAAGAAAGUAGUCGAGGUUCGGAAACCCAGAGUUCCGUCACUUCGAUGUCACCACCACCAAGAGAGACUCCAGGAGAACUGGCAGUGGAUGAAAGCACCGCACUAUCUGAACAAACUCCAGUUACUCAACCGUCUCCAGAACCAUCUCUCCACCCAACAACUCCAGAAAUAAAAGAUGUUGUUUCACCUUCUUCUGAGCCCGAACCUCGUACUUGUAAAGAUACACCAGUUGAGAUGGACACGACUCCAGCACCCACAGACGAAAGUGUCGCAUUAGACAAAUCGCUAUCUAUAAGUUCUGAACAAGACCAAAAUUUGGGCGAUGUCCUUUCACUCUCAACAGUUAGUGAAGAAACUCCAGCCAAGAAAGACACCAGUCUGAUAUCCACGGAGGCUGUAGUAGCAGAGGAAGGACCACCUACAAGUCCUGGAGAAGAAGGAUUGGAGGAUGCCUUAUCUAAAAGUAAGCUACCAGUUAAUGUCGACAUUGAAACUGGGGUAGACGAAAUUCAGUUGCACACUGAAAAGGCUAUUGUACCGGAGACAAUUCCGGCAACCAGUUUUGAAAAAGAAGAAACAUCGGAUGUUCUUCUUCCAUCCUUGUCUGAAUCUAAGCUACCAGAUAGCAAAGAAACUCAAGCCAAAGAAGGUGUUUCUACAGCACCCACAUCCGAGUCUAAGCCACCAGAUAGCAAAGAAACUCAAGCCAAAGAAGGUGUUUCUACAGCACCCACAUCCGAGUCUAAGCCACCAGAUAGCAAAGAAACUCAAGCCAAAGAAGGUGUUUCUACAGCACCCACAUCCGAGUCUAAGCCACCAGUUAGCGAAGAAACUCAAGCCAAAGAAGGUGUUUCUACAGCACCCACAUCCGAGUCUAAGCCACCAGUUAGCGAAGAAACUCAAGCCAAAGAAGGUGUUUCUCCAACACCCACAUAUGAAUCUAAGCUACCUGCCAGUGAAGAAAGACAAAUUGAAGAAGGUGUGUCUCCAACACCCACAUCUGAAUCUAAGCCACCUGCCAGUGAAGAAAGUCAAGUUGCGGAAGGUGUUUCUCCAACACCCACGUCCGAGUCUAAGUCAGUAGUUAGUGAAGAAACUGAAGCCAAGGUAACUGUUUUUUCAGGAUCCACAUUUGAGUCUAAACCACCAGAAACUCAAGCUGAGGAAGAUGAUUCCCCAGCAUCUACAGGCGAGAGUGUAAUAUCAGAGACAGUACCAUCAUCAUUACCCGAAGAAGAAAACAAAUCAGAUCUUCCACUUACAUCGGAGUCUAAACUUUCAACUUCUAAAGAAAAAUCGUCAGAGAUACCCUCAACCCAGUCACAAAUUGUAUCCGACAAAAGCCUUGGAUCACAAGAAAUAUCAAGUGUUUCUCAAACAGUUGGAGAACCCUAUGUAUUAACGAGAGUUGCUCCAUCUAGUGAAGAAGAAAAGAAACAAGACGGUGCAACAGAGAGUAGUUAAAAUACAUAGUCUGGGUAAAGAAACAAGAGGAGGUGAUGAAAGUACAUUUCAAAUGAUGCUAAUAGCUACUAGAUCUUUUCUUAAAUUGUGGCGCUCUAUAACACAAAUCUCAAAUAAAUCUGCUUCCUGCUAUAGAGCUUCGUUCAUCACACCUUAGUACGUCACAAGUUUGUUCUUUUCAUACUAAUAGACUUCCGGUUAACGUACUUAAUCGUUUAGUUCCUGUUAUAAGUCUAAUUCUUAAUUAUUCAAAACUAACUUGUAUUUAAACCCUGUGCUACCCAGACUAACUUUUAGUCCUUGUUCUCUCUCUCUCUCUCAUAUUAACUUGUAUUUAAACCAUAUGCUGCCCAGACUAACUUGUUUUUACAUAUAUGUUGCCCAGACUACACCUUUCUAUGUCUCACUUUAUCUUGUUUUGGCACCAUUAGCCAGAAGCUAUUAAAGUAACACAAAUAUUUGAUUUAUACACAGUUUGCAACAAGUCAAAUUUUAUCCUGAAGUUUCCAGUUUAUGUGCAUCAGUGCACCCAUUUCACACACUGCUUACGGUUUCUUAUGUUUACUUUAUCUGGAAAGAUUCAACAGUUGUAAUUUUUUAUCCAAUUAGAUGAGCACGCCUUUACUACGACGUUAACGAUUGGUUAAUCUGUUUGUCCAAUUAGAUUAGCAUGGCUUUACUUCGACGUUCACGAUUGGUUAAUUGCUUGUACAAUUAAUUAGUUGUAAUGCUUUUACUUCGACGUUAACGAUUGGUUAAUCUGCUUGUCCAAUUCAAUUAGCAUGCCUUUACUUCGACGUUAACAAUUUGUUAAUCUGCUUGUCCAAUUCAAUUAGCAUGCCUUUACUUCGACGUUAACGAUUGGUUAAUCUGCUUGUCCAAUUCAAUUAGCAUGCCUUUACUUCGACGUUAACAAUUUGUUAAUCUGCUUGUCCAAUUCAAUUAGCAUGCCUUUACUUCGACGUUAACGAUUGGUUAAUCUGCUUGUCCAAUUAGAUUAGCAUGGCUUUACUUCGACGUUCACGAUUGGUUAAUUGCUUGUGCAAUUAGUUGUAAUGCCUUUACUUUGACGUUAACGAUUGGUUAAUUGCUUGUAGAAAUUUCCUUAAGUUUUCGUUGAGUGGAUCAGAUUAUUGGUAGAAUAUACAACCUUUUCAAAGAAGCUGUGAUUUCAUUUUGACAAUUAGAAAAGAAGUGCUCUUAAUUAAUAAAAAAAUAGAAAAAAAUUAAUGUGAAAUAAAUAAACUUCAGUUUUAAAUUUCGUUUUGGCGCACUCUUUGCCACUUGAGGUAUGUCUUUGUCGUACGUUGAUCGCUGUUACCGAAUAUAUAUGGAUUCUAUAUAAUUAACCUAAUUAAUUAAAUAUUACAAUUUAAAUAAGGAAUUGUAUCUUAAUCGGCUGCUAAGAUUGCAGAUACAUUUAAUGAGAUCAUUGUCUGCCAAACAACCUAUCAUUAAUAGAUGCGAAAUGAAUAAUUGUAGAAGUUAUAAACAAAAAUGCCAUUAAUUUUCACCUAGGUCAAUAGAUGGCGCCUAUAAAAGUUACACGAGACACGUUUGUUGACGAAAAUUUUUCAUCUUUUACCUGUAACCAAUCAAAGUAAACCGUUCAAACUUGAGCUGCGACAUCUAGACUUGAAAAUAAUUAUCCUGGGGAUCGUUUAUUUAGUUCAUCAUUUAAGAUGAGAUAAGGGACGAGCUAAAGUAUAAUUGAUCUUCGUUAUGAUUUAUUUAAGGAAAUAUUUGUUAUUAUAUUUUAUGUCUUACAAGCAAUUUUUCCAAUUAAAUAAACUGAAAAUAAAUCUAGUUAGUUUUAAAUAAGCUCAAUAGAUGUAUAAUAAGAAAAUAAAAAUAGCUAACCUGGACAUUUAUAAUAUGUGAAAACUUGUACAAUGCUAUUAGUUGCUUAAAUAUAUUUACUGGGGAUUGUCAUACGUCAUUCUAGAUAUUGUGAAUUGUCAGACAUCCUUCUGGUUACCAUGGAUUGUAAGAUAUCCUUCAGGUUUCUAUGAAUUGCCACAUAUCCUUCUGAUUACUGUGGUUGGCUAGUCUUUCUUCUGAUUUCUAUGGAUUGUCAUAUAUUCUUCUGAUUACUGUGGUUGGCUAGUCUUUCUUCUGAUUACUGUGGUUGGCUAGUCUUUCUUCUGAUUUCUAUGGAUUGUCAUAUAUUCUUCUGAUUACUGUGGUUGGCUAGACUUUCUUCUGAUUUCUAUGGAUUGUCAGACAUCCUUCUAUUUACAAUGGAUUGUAAAAUAUCCUUCAGGUUUCUAUAAAUUGCCACAUAUUCUUCUGGUUACUAUGGCUUCUCACAUAUCCUUCUGAUUACUGUGGAUGGCUAGUCUUCCUUCUGGUUACCAUGGAUUGUAAGAUAUCCUUCAGGUUUCUAUGAAUUGCCACAUAUUCUUCUGGUUACUAUGGCUUCUCACAUAUCCUUCUGAUUACUGUGGAUGGCUAGUCUUCCUUCUGAUUUCUAUGGAUUGUCAUAUAUUCUUCUGGUUACCAUGGCUUCUCACAUAUCCUUCUGAUUACUGUGGAUGGCUAGUCUUCCUUCUGAUUUCUAUGGAUUGUCAGACAACCUUCAGGGUACUAUGGGUUGUAAGAUAUCCUUCACAUCGCUAUGGAUUGUCAUAUAUCCUUCUGGUUACUAUGAGCUGUAAGAUAUCCUUCUGAUUACCAUAGAUAUUCAGUCGUCACACUGGUUCCCGAGGACUGCCAGACAUCCUUCUGGUUACUAUGAGCUGUAAGAUAUCUUUCUGAUUACCAUAGAUAGUCAGUCGUCCUUGUGGUUACUAUUGAUUGUCAGUCGUCACACUGGUUCCCGAGGACUGCCAGACAUCCUUCUGGUUACUAUGAGCUGUAAGAUAUCUUUCUGAUUACCAUAGAUAGUCAAUUGUCCUUGUGGUUACUAUUGAUUGUCAGUCGUCACAUUGGUUUCCGAGGACUGCCAGACAUCCUUCUGGUUACUAUGAGCUGUAAGAUAUCUUUCUGAUUACCAUAGACAGUCAGUCGUCAUUGUGGUUACUAUUGAUUGUCAGUCGUUUUUCCUGGUUUACUACAGGCUCUUGAAAAUUUUGAAUAUCAUUAGUAUGGCAAUAAUUUAGAUAUUAUUUUCAAAGUUUCCACGUACUUAAUGAGUUGCAUCACCUACUGUUUUGAGUGUACGGUGAUAUCAGUAAAGGGUGUGAAUUAGGAGUAAGACAUAACCACUGUGUGUUUAUGAUGUGGCGUGUUUUUGUUUUUAAAAAAUCAAGAACAACAAAUUAGUUUAACUGAAGUAAGUUAUCCUAACCACACGUGGGGGUCUUUAUUUUCAUGUUUAGUAUCUGAAGGAACUUUUGUUGUGACCCAUCACUCAUGCAAGUGAACAUAUAAGAAAGAAAUGUUAUUCAAUAGAAUAGUUGCCUUUGUUACACGUCCACACAACUUGGUUUUUAUAUUUAUAACUAAUACUUGUCUCAUGUGAUGUAUUCGGUUGAUGUUAAUAAAGCUUUGGCAUAGCAGCUUCUAAGAAAUGAAA
Molecule: messenger RNA, 5124 nt
Organism: Limulus polyphemus (Atlantic horseshoe crab)
Lineage: Eukaryota; Metazoa; Arthropoda; Merostomata; Xiphosura; Limulidae
Product: flocculation protein FLO11-like
Exons: 3
Coding region: 189-1607 (472 amino acids)
Source: RefSeq, a predicted model, not a curated record